AAAAGUGGAGAGAAUGACGUCUCGCAUACGUUUGCUAGACAGAGUGUAUGAUAUAGAGGCAUGCUUCUCUGCUCCGCCCCUUAAAAGUCUAGUCUCAGACUGUGUGUGUGUGUGUGUGUGAGAAAGAAAAUGAGAGAGAGAGAUACACAGCUACAAAGUGAUUGUUUUACUGAGAGGAGCAGACUUCAAUUUAUCUGUCAGGCAUGUUUGAGCUCUGAAUUUACCUCUGAGUGGAAUUGUACUUUUCAUCAAAAAUGGUGACCAUCUUUGCCAAAGCGCUCUAUGACAACACUGCUGAAAGCCCAGAUGAACUGGCCUUCCACAAGGGUGAUGUUGUUGUGGUGAUAGAGCAAACCGUUGAGGGCAGCGUGGGCUGGUGGAAAUGCUCUCUGCAUGGCCGGGAAGGCCUUGCACCGGCCAAUCGGCUGCGGCUCCUCUCACCCUCCGAGAGUAUUUAUCAAAUCCCACGUCCAUCUGAAGCCAGCCCAACUUAUGAGGUCAUGGAGCAUUUCUACAAGGUGCCAUCCACAAACAUGGUGCACAGUCCUGUUCUUUUCCCACAGAAAUCUAAAACACUGGAGAGACACACCUCUCUAAACAAGGUGGUUAAAGACGAUAGAUCCAGUCCUGGUGCAGAUAUGUAUGCUGUUCCUAUGGUUGGGAGAAAAGGCUAUUUGUACACGUCACCAACGCCACGGCCUACAUAUCGGAGACCUUCAAUUACAAACAUACAGAAGACAUAUGAAAUCAUGGACAACAGUGUGCACAAACCAUGUGAGGCAAAUAUUUAUGCUGUACCACCAACACCAUCCAAAGAACCCAAUUAUGACAUUCCUGUACCUUCUAAAAAGGAAAUACAAUUAAACCUUGGUUCCAGCUACAGCACUUUGCUUAACCCACAAAAGUUUGAGCAGAUAUAUGAUGUUCCUGUAGCACCAGAAAAGCCUAGCAGUGGCUGUGGAUUUUAUAGCACAGUACCAUCCAAAGGAGCACAUUGUGAAAAAGAACUCUAUGACACUCUACCAACAUGUGUCCGCCUUGCAACUGUCCCUAGCAGGUUGCUCUAUGAUAUCCCAAAAUGCAGUGAGCAAGCACAACAAAAAGGAGACUCCAUCCCACCAAGCAAAGAAAGCAUCUAUGAUGUACCACCUAGCAUCCACCAAAAAGAAACCAUUAUGAAUGGUCUAAUGCUCUCAAAUGAGAAAGAUGUGAACCCAGUUGAUUCUGAAAAUGUUUCUAAACCUCUGGAAUAUAGAGUUUCUAAACCUCUGGAAUGCAAACCUGCACAAAGGCCUGGUCAUCCUCAUGGAUGUUCACCAUGGGGCAGAAAGGUUAUAUUGUCCAGAGAACUACAGGAGAGGGGAAUAAUGCCUAUUGAAAACGAGAUAAAGAAUGGCAAAGGUGUGUCUACUUCCGAAAACCAAAGAAACUCCACAGUGUCCAACUCCUCUACCACCUCCAGCUCUUCCUGGAGCUCAUGCGACUCUCUUAUGUGUGGAUCCCCCUCACCAGAGCCGUUGCGGGAGGUCACAUUGUCCCCAGAGGAAGCAGCCCAACGGCUUUUGCAACUCCAGGAAUCAGUCUGUCAGGCUGUAUCCAAGCUCAUGGACUUUGUAAGUAGCCGCUGGAGAAACCGCGAACACCUUAGCCAGCACCUGAAGCAGAUUCGUGCAGCUUCAGAGGAUGUGGCCAACUCAGUAACUUUGUUCCUCAACUUUGCUCUGGAUAUCAGAGGUAAUGCACAGAGGCUGACUGACUCUCACCUGCAGGCCAGGCUGCAGAAGCAGCUCUCUAUUGUAGAGGACUCUGGACUGAUUGUGCAGAAAUCAGUGGAUGCUCUAGGUGAUUUGGGCUGGUCUUUGGAUGUCCUGGCUCAGGAUCUCAGGCAAUCACAGACUCCAGAUCAGUUGGAGCGCUUAGUCAUGGUGGCUCGCACUUUGCCUGAAGACCUGAAACGGUUGGUGUCCAUUGUCAACGCCAACAGCAAGCUUCUGUUCAGAAACUCACCAAAAGAGCCAGAAAUGCCAAAGAACACCAGUCUACCAGAUGCAAGAAAAAGCCCUAGCAAACAUGAUCCAAUGCAAGAUACACAGGGAGAUGAGGAUUAUGUACAACUUCAGACGAAGACAGAUUUUGAAACGCAACUGCAAAGUGAAGCAAUAGACACCAGUGAAUUGGAAGAAAAUGAAAGAAAACAGGCUUCUGAACCAGAGCCUACAUGUGCUGACAGCACAAGACAACAACCCAGCAGGCCUGUUAUUUCCCGCCACUGCCGUCUGUAUUUCGGGGCCAUCAAAAAGGCCAUUGCUGUGUUUAUUACCAGCCUGCAGGAACAACAGCCCCCUGAGAAGUUCAUAUCCCACAGUAAACUGGUGAUCAUGGUGGGCCAGAGGCUAAUAGACACCCUUUUUUCUGAAGCGCAGAUCAGGAAGGACAAUCAGGAAAUCCUGCAAAAAAGUAACCACUUGUGUGCCCUCCUCAAGCAAAUGGCAGUGGCUACCAAAAAGGCAGCACUGCACUAUCCUGACCAAGUGGCAAUGCAGGAAGCACAGGACUUUGCCAAAGAGCUGGCUCAGAGAGCACACCAUUUUCGCAUGUCUCUGGAUACCUGAGGGUUCUGUGACAGGACAACAGUAUUUUCAAAGGUUUCAGCCAGAAACAUUCCCACAUGUUCUGCAAUUGUGCUGUUCUCACCCAUUUUUAUUGUCCAUCAGUUCUUCUAUAAAUGUGUCAGAAAAAUGUCAAAAUGUGUGGCAUCAGAUAGCAAAGCAUUCAGCUAUGUCUAAUUCAUAUUUAUUAAAGAAACACUGUAGAGGCAGUAAAAUACCAGAGUAGGUGGAGAUAUUGUUAGGCUUGCACUAGUCUCAAGUUAAGAUUGGAGCAUGUUCCAUAAGCAGCAUACAAAUGUGGCAUUGUCUAAAUGCAUAGGAGAAGACUACAGGAGCUAGCUAACUAGAGAUAGUAUAGGGUUUGUUAUUUUCACUUAAGCAAAAUGUGCACUAUUUUUUGUCAAAUGUUGUAGGUGUAAAGAUGAUUAUAUAAGAUAUACAUUAGACAAAAUAAUUAUACUAUUUAGCUUUGUUUUAACAAAACUCACUCACAUUAGAGCAGUUUUUUAUAACAGUAGAUAUUAUUAAAUAAUAAUAAAUUAGAUACUUUUUCUUUCAAGUAUAGGAUUAUAUGUCCAAAGUGACUGUUAGAUUAAGCAACAUUUUAAAUAAAUGCAAACAAAACAGUUAUUCUUUGAAAAACAUGUUGGCACAGUGAGCGUUGGCGUUAACUCUUCCCACUUCCUAGAGAAUAAAUAUAAGGUUUGCGUACAUGCAGCAGUUUGUCACUUGUUACUUUGAAAAUGUAUUAACGUUUCUAACAGAGGAGAGGAUCAAGAGCCCUCCAAAUCACCUCUAACCUUUAUUUAAAACAAAACUAAAUUAAAACCUAAACGUUUUAUUUUAAAUGAAUUAAGAAAACUAUUCAAAGUAUAUCUAAACACAAAAUGUUACUUAUUGCAUUGGAAUUAGAAAUAUUUUUAUAUCUAUUUUGCUUAUUUUCAUUAAGGGUAACUGAAAGGUACUGUGUGUACAUUGUAGACAAUAUACUAUACAUAUUUUUUUAGAUUUUGUGAUGGGUUACUCUUUCUGUCUCUUUUUGAGCAUUGUGUAAAUAUAUUUCACCAAAUUGUAUUGUCAGUUUUAAUAUUUACAUCUUAGAGGUCACAUUUUAUUUAAAAAAUUAUUUGCUGUGAUUUUACCAACUGCAAUAAUUUUAGCCAAAUUUCUGGCUGUAAUGUAUUUCUUAACUAAA
Messenger RNA from Silurus meridionalis, 3804 nucleotides. RefSeq names its product Cas scaffold protein family member 4 (gene cass4). Gene Ontology annotation, molecular function: protein binding. The transcript has 7 exons. Gene Ontology annotation, cellular component: cytoplasm; plasma membrane. Gene Ontology annotation, biological process: cell surface receptor protein tyrosine kinase signaling pathway; cell migration. The record is from RefSeq and is a predicted model, not a curated record. Bases 255 to 2612 code for a protein of 785 amino acids. Lineage: Eukaryota; Metazoa; Chordata; Actinopteri; Siluriformes; Siluridae.